Salmo salar (Atlantic salmon) is the source of this 9196-nucleotide messenger RNA. The record is from RefSeq and is a predicted model, not a curated record. NCBI's taxonomy places the organism in Eukaryota, Metazoa, Chordata, Actinopteri, Salmoniformes, Salmonidae.
AUUGUGAUACAGUGAAUUAUUAGUGAAAAAAUCUGUCUGUAAACAAUUGUUGGAAAAAUGACUUGUCAUGCACGAAGUAGAUGUCCUAACCGACUUGGCAAACUAUAGUUUGUUAACAAGAAAUUUGUGGAGUGGUUGAAAAACAAGUUUUAAUGACUCCAACCUAAGUGUAUAUAAACUUCCGACUUAAACUGUACCUCACCAUACCAUGAGACAUCCAUGUCUUCUUCAUCACUGGAAAAGAUAACUGUUGAGAUUUAUAUCAUUUAAAGGCUUACAAACAGGGUUGUCAAGCUAUUUUGUCAUUUCUGGGGGGAAUAACUUUUCUAACUUUUAACGUAAAUUAUCUAAAAACACGUAAACUCAUAGUCAUACGUUUUAGCUUCGACCCUAUUUUACAUCCUCUAAGGCGUUUGUAUUGUGACCGCCAUCUGUUGAGAACAUGCUCUUGAAUACAGAGUGAGUAUCAUGUUUGGGCUGAUAAAAGUACUAAAAUGAGGAUAAAAUGUAAAUGUCAAGAUGUCCACACAUGUUGAUUUGAAUGGGAAUAUCUGUUAAAGUUAUACUGUCAAUCCUCCAUAGAAAACCUAUUUAAAUCAUAGAAAUAUAGAUAAUAAAAUAGAUAUGACCAUUUUAAGUUGAUAUUCGACGGUGGGUAGACGGGCUAGUAAUUUAGAACUAAAAAUGUUGUUUCAAUUUCAAUGGUGUACCAGCAAGAAUUGCAGUGGUCUGUAGGGAUAGGUCCAUGAUAUGAUUGAAAUGACGCCCACCCUGUAUUUAAGAGCAUGUUGUUUAUCAACCGAUGGCGGGCACAACACAAAAACCUCGUGAAAUAAGGCCUGAGCUACAACAUAUGCGAAUAUAAAAACAAUAGUAAUUUAUGCACUUUUUUUUUUAAAGAAAUAUUUUUAAAUGAUAUCAAACUCAACUGUUUCUCUGUUACAGUGAAGAAGACAUGGAUGUGGAAUGAUAGGGUAUGCACAAUGGGUCAAUUCUCAGCACAUUUAAAGUCACAUCUCAUGUUAUUGGUCACACACACACAUAUUUAGCAGAUGUUAUUGCGGGUGUAGCGAAAUGCUUUAUCUCCUGAAUGUUCUGCUAUUCCGGUCCAAAACGUCACUUCCUGACCACUUCUUCCAUGGGCAAACAUGUAUGGAACGUUUUGUAUAAAUCAAAAAGGGAUGCUGUCAAAAAGUUAUUCAAUUCAAAUGUUUUUAUCGUUAAGGUAGUUAAUUCAAACUAGCCACUUGCGAAAGGUACUCCUUAAAAAUAGCUUCCAUAAUCUCCAUUUUGCUAGCUACUAUUUAGUAUUUUAUUUAAACAGAUAAAGUAGUGAUGUUGACAGUGCCAUAGUUCCUCUUUUACAAAAGAGUCCUUCAUUGAAACUAGACCCUAGUCACUGUUGUACGAGACUAAACAUGCCAUAGUAAUCUGUCCUUCUCACAGGCAGAAAAGGUAGACUCGCUUGUGAUCAGUGGUGGUGGGUAACUCAAGCUGAUCAUUUUCAAAAUUAGCUUUCUCAGAAGAAAUGGAAAAAUAUUGAGAAAUGUUUUUCAUGAUUUAGCUGGUUUAUUUUGGACUGAGGUCAGUUUCAUAUUGUUGUAAUUAUUAUGAUUCAGUUUUAGCCUACAGUCCUCUGAACCCUCUGUCUGUCUCUCCACCAUGUGAUGUCAUGCAGUUUCUUUGUAACCCCCUCUCUGAGUCUGGGGAUUUGGAGUGUGUGUGUGUGUGUGGCUAAAUGAAUGAGCAGAAUGAGGGGAAAAAGUAUGCACACAUCAUACUAGUGGGCAUGUGAGAAAGUACAUUUUUUGUGUCGAAGAGGAUGAUCAUGGUGAUGACUACAUUGCAAUAACACUGUUGAUCUGCUGACUGAGAGAACCAUGUCAGAGGUCAGGAACAGGGCCAGCUACAGGGCGAGGUUUCCUGCCCCCCACCCCGGUGCACGUUUUGGUUUUUGUCCUAGCACUACACAGUGGAUUUAAAUAAUCUAAGCUUGAUGAUGAGUUGGUUAUUUGAAUCAGCUGUGUAGUGCUCGGAUAAAAAACGAAACGUGCACUCAGGGAGAACCUCAGGACUGAGUUUAAGAAACUAUAGAUCAUUUUUUUUAGGAGCUCAGUCUGGGUCUCAAUUUACUGUUAAGAGAAUAAUAGAAUGCUCAAGGUGCAAACAAUUUUCCUCUUGUUUUAUCAGUCACUAGCUAGGCUUCCAUCCAAUUGGCGACAGAUUUUCAUAUAUUCUAAAAUCCACGUAAAAACAGUAUACUGCAUUUUCCCACCAGAGAUGUUUCCAUCAAAUUAACUCGUUGCAGAUAAAAGGCUGUGCGUGAUGACGUAGUUCACACACUUUUGCGGUUGAAUUCCCAUGUACCGAAUAAAAUAAAAUAGAAGUUCAAUGUGUUUCCAUCACAUUUCAACUCAUGUCAAUACCAGAGUGGGCACACUCGCUAUAUGAAGCAACUCUUUCUCACAAAACAUGUUGCUCUAUAUAGCGAGUGUGCCCACUCUGGUAGUGACACGUGUGCUCUAGCUAACAGCUCGCCAAUACAGCGCGGGUAUAGCCUACAUCAGGGAUGGGUAACUCUAGUCCUCAGGGGCUGGACUGGUGUCACUUUCCCCAUCCCUAGCCAACACAGCUGAUGAAACUAAUUCCAUUCUAAACUGAAGAUCAGGAUUAGUUAGUUAUUGGUGUUAGCUGGGGCUGGGACAAAAGUUUGACACCAAUCAGGCCCCAGAUGACUGGAGUUACCCAUCCCUGGCCUACAUGAUGAGAUUAUUAUGGAUCAAAUUGUGGAUUAUUUCUAUUUGUCAGACGGCAGCCAAGCAUCGAUGAUCAUGUCACCAGAAUAAGACCCUCGAUUAUUUAUUGGAAAGGAGCAUCAAGCUCAUCACCGUGCACGUUCACCACCUUGUGAAGUUCAUCAUAACUUAUUUAAUCUGUAGCCUUAUAAACUGCAUGGUUUCCUGACGAGUUGUAGUGGGAGGACCACACAACAUGUCAUUGCGGGACAAGUUUACUACGAUAUGAUGGUUAUUAUAUUAAUAUUUGCACAUAAAAGGUUUAAACUGCAUAAUUCAUUUUUCCCAACACAAAAAGGUCCCACCAUAUCUAACAUAUUUGGUUUUGUCGACAUUUGGAAAGUUUACCGACCAAUGUUCUGUUUCCAUCAGGCUGUCCUGACGACGUACCUUACUCGAAUAAAAGUUUGGAUGGAAAUCUGGUUAGUUUUAGUCACUCAAUUAGCCAUAUCAGCUAAUAUUUUUUUGAUUGUAAGUUAGUCUAUCCAGUCAUCUAAACCUGUAGUAAUUAUGGCCAACUACCGACUGGGCAUGUAGGGAAUGUGCCCAGGGGCCUUGACCUCCAGGGGGGCACCUCUGCCCAGAAUGUUGGCAGUUAAGCUUUUGUUGUUCACGUAGAACAGUUUUACCUCUGAUUUGCUUAGUUUAAAUACUCCAGGCCACAAGGUGGCACUACCUUGUUUGGCAGGUGCCGGUUGUACCUAAUGUAAGCUGAUUAGCAAGCUGCGCUAAUGUUGUUGUUACUAGCAAGAAUGUGUAGUAAGCCCUACAAGUCUCGCUUAGGGCCCAACCAAAGGCUAGAGCCGACCAUGGACAGGGACGACAGAAUGUAAGAUAUGUAAGAUUACACUUGAUUUAUUUACGUUAUCACUGUCUGCUUUCAGUGUUACGGUGGCUGACUGCUGAAGUUUUUUUUACAAGGUAGGAGUAGGGUGUUGGCCACAAAUGUACUAGAAACAACUUUUGAUUUAAAAAAAGAAAAGAAAAAGUUGAUACAGAAAAAGAAAAUGAGUUUGCAUUAAAGAUUAACUUGAAAUGGACAUGGCAUUCCUUACUCAAUACUCCCAGUAAUGCAACGCCAUAAACUAUUUUUGCCUUCUAAUCAAGAGUUGAUAUCUUGACCGUCAGUUAUCUGGCUAACUUAUUAAUCCUACUUUGUGAAACCCUACCCUGACCUUAGUCCUGUCUGUCUCUGUCUGUCUGACUGAGCCAGUUGCAGCGAAUGAACCUGCUCAUCUCUAUCUCAUUCUUCUUUUCAUGAGCAACAAUGAAAAGGGCUAAAACACAUUAUUCUGCAGUUCUGUCUGUCAGCCAUUUUUUAUGUGUGUUUAUCUAACACCCAUCCACCACCAGGUAACUUGGUGUGAUUGUGGUUUAGAAUAUGAUGUUGAUAUGAUUUGCAUUGCAGUAGGUCAUAGUCUUUAUGAUGCUUUUAGAGAGAGAGAGAGGGAGAUCGUGCCACUUGUUCUGUGCUAUACCUCUGCCUCUUCUCUCCUUCCUCUCCUCUAUGCAACAUCCUCCUACCUACAUUCAUGGUUUUAUUCAGUCAAACCCCCCAGUGCAGUAUUUAUGCAGUAGCAUACAAACAUACAUUUCCCCGCACAGUCAGUCUGAGCGGUUUGCGGUACUGUAUAAAUAGCAGGUAGAACCCCUCACAGGUAGAGUAAUAUAUGUGUGCUGUGGGCAGUCAUGUUUAAACUGAGACUGUUAACAUCACUAAGGCAGGUUAGAUUUAAUAUGGUCUUCUGUCAUCAUCUCCCAUCUCUGUUUGUUUUGUAUCAAUGUACAUUUUCCCAUGUGAAAAUUACUAUCAAUAUCAUGAAAUCUAAGGCCCAGUUGGUUUCCCAGACGUAAGGCUGCUUCUGGACUAAAAAGCAAUGUGCAAUAGAGAAUCUCCAUUGAAGUAGUAUUUUGGGUCCAGGAAUAGUAUGUGUCUGGCCAAAGGGCCUAUAUUAUGCCAAACUCCUGUCCUCAAACUGCUGUCUCCCUCUGCUGGUCAACAUGUGUAUGUACUACUCCUGCUGUUUUUAUUUUGGACAUGGCUAUCUGUAUGUCUGUUUGUCAUAGCUCAGCAUUUAUAAUCCUCAUCAGCCCUUGGUCUCAGUAGGAUAAAAUAAUAGAAUAUUGAGAAUAAAAAUACCCUGUAUGAUGACUAUUUGAAAAAUAAAAAAUAAAUCAGAUAAACAAUGUAUUUACUAUAAUCUGAGUAGACACUGCUAUUUGGAACACUUUGUAAUUUCUAUCCAGAAAUAAAUGUUCAUACUGUUCAGCUUUUCAGCUUUCCUUUUGUGGUUAAGUUAGUUCAGGGAUUUCCCAAACUCGGUCCUUGGGACUCCCAAGGGCUGCACGUUUCCGUUUGUGCCCUAGCACUACACAGCUGAUUCAAAUAAUCAACUAAUCAUCAUGCUUUCGUACUUUUAUUCAGCUGUGUAGUGUUAUGGCAAAAAACCAAACGUUUACGCCUUAGGGUCCCGAGGACCGAGUUUGAGAAACGGUGAUUUAGUGUGUUUGGGAAAGGUGUGUGUGUGUCGUGUGUUCACCUGUGAUGCUGACUAUAGUGUGCCACCAGAUGUCGCUGUUGAGAUGCACAUCGUUCUAAAAUUGCCGAAUCUGUUCUUUUUCCGUUCGAGUCGCCGUACAAAAACAAAAGUCACUAGGCAGGAAGAGAAAUGUCAAACUUUGGGAAACUGGUAAUGGCUCAACUUUUCUCUUGUGCCGCUGUGUCAGGUGUCCUGGGCUUGAUGACGGGAACUGCAACUGUCCUGGCCGCUAGAGAGGUCAAGGAGAAACUGGCAGCUCUGAGUCUCAGUAUUGUAGAGCUCCCGGCCCUCUACACUACUCCAGAGGUGCAGCUCAACUAUGUGGAGUCAAGAGGCGGGGCCAGUGGAACAGGGUGUGGCCGAGCUGAGGAAAUGGGCCGAGCCUUUCACCGACCAGUGUCAGGAAACGGGUCUGGUUGCCCUGGAGAAAGCAGAGGAAGUCUACAGGACUUUAGAGCCCACUGUGAGCACCUCCAUCAGGACAGUGAGAGCGUCGGGGUGGUUGGCUUCUCUGGCUUCCUAGGACUGUACCUGGCCAAAGGUUCCAGGGUGAAGAGGCUGGUGUUUCCUGUAGGGUUAAUGGCUCUCAGUGCUUCCAUGUUCUACCCCCAGCAGGCAACCUCCUUAGCCAAGGUCUGUGUGUGUCUUCCACCCCUUUCCCUCUCUCUCCCCAACGGGAAGGGCUGUGGUUUCCUGUAGGAAGUUCUGGCUGUGAGGUAAGCGUGUGUGUGUGUGGUCAAUAGUCUGCCCGUUCAUUUUAAAGCGGUGUCCCAUGCUGUUGCGUAGAAGCCUGGGAUAUUUUGGGUCUGUUUUAUGUGGUUGUCUGAGAGACACACCCAGAGAGGAUACAGGUGUGUAUGUAUGUGUGUGCACCAACACAGCCAGAUCAGACAGACAGGAGGGAUGAUAGAAGAGAGGGUGAUUAUAGAAGCAGGAUAGGAAAGUGAUGAGUAGACAGCAGAUGAGAGGGAGGAUGGAAAGCUGUGACCUCUGACUGGUGACUGAGGUAAUGGAUGUAGUUUUGUGAGUUAUGGUCAGUUUAAAUACAAUUGAGUUUUAUUUGUCACGUGCGCUGAAUACAACAGGUAUUUAACCUUACAGUUAAAUGCUUACUUACAAGCCCUUAACCAACAAUGCAGUUUUAAGAAAAUCCCUAAAAAAGUAAGAGGUAAGAAUAACAAAUAAUUAAAGAGCAGCAGUAAAUAACAAUAGCGAGGCUAUAUACAGGGGUACCGGUACACAGUCAAUGUGCGGGGGCACCGGUGUUGAGGUAAUUAUGUACAUGUAGGUAGAGUUAUUAAAGUGGCUAUGCAUAGGUAAUAACAGAGUAGCAGCAGUGUGGGGGGGCAGGGCAAUGCAAAUAGUCUGGUAAGCCAUUUGAUUAGAUGAUCAGGAGUCUUAUGGCUUGGAGAUAGAAGCCGUUUAGAAGCCUCUUGGACCCAGACUUGGUGUUCCGGUACCGCUUGCCAUGCGGUAGCAGAGAGAACAGUCUAUGACUAGGGUGGCUGGAGUCUUUGUCAAUUUUGUACGUACAUAUUUCUCGUUGGGGUAUGUACGUACAGUCACUGUGGGGACGACGUCCUCGAUGCACUUAUUGAUAAAGCCAGUGACUGAUGUGGUGUACUCCUCAAUGCCAUCGGAAGAAUCCCGGAACAUGUUCCAGUCUGUGAAAGCAAAACAGUCCUGUAGUUUAGCAUCUGCUUCAUCUGACCACUUCUUUAUAGACCGAGUCACUGGUGCUUCCUGCUUUAAUUUUAGCUUGUAAGCAGGAAUCAGGAGGAUACAUUUUACAUUUACAUUUUUAGUCAUUUAGCAGACGCUCUUAUCCAGAGCGACUUACAGUAGUGAAUACAUACAUUUUUUUUGUACUGGCCCCCCGUGGGAAUCGAACCCACAACCCUGGCGUUGCACACACCAUGCUGGCAUUGCAAACACCAUGCUCUACCAACUGAGCCACAUGGGGGCCUAUAGGAUAGAAUUAUGGUCAGAUUUGCUAAAGGGAGGACGAGGUAGAGCUUUGUACGCUUCUCUGUGCGUAGAGUAAAGGUGGUCAAUAAUUUGUUUUCCCUCUGGUUGCACAUGUAUCAUGCUGAUAGAAAUUUGGUUAAACUGAUUUAAGUUUCCCUGCAUUAAAGUCCCCAGCCACUAGGAGCGCCACCUCUGGAUGAGUGUUUUCCUGUUUGUUUAUGGAGGAAUACAGCUCACACACACACACACACAAUUUGUGUGUGUGUGUGGUGGUUCUCUUAUCUCAGGUGAGCUGGUAUUCUAUGUAUAGCUGGAGUCAGCAGGGUCGGGAUGCUGGGAAGAUGCUCUGGAAGGACCUGUCGUUUGGCAAGGGAAAGGUUAAUCAUCAUCAUGACAAGGAAUGAAGGAAAGAUGUUUGAGAUUCAGGUGAAAUGUGUCAGUAAUAAUGAUGUGCAUUACUGCUUCCUGUUUCCCCUCAGGCAGGUUGAGAAGACCGAGGACAAGUGCAAGUGCUGGUUAAUUGUUUGUUUUAGUAUUCUAGUAUUCUUUCUAACAAAGAUAUCUGCAUAUAUUUCAGGAUGUUGUGUAUCCCUGGAAAUAAUCUGAUUCAUGUAAACAUUAGUUUGAAAACAUAGUUGUCCAAAAAAAGUGGUCUCUUGGCAUAAUUGACCUGGGAAUGAGGUAAAUUGAUCCGCGGAACAGGGUAAAUUAAGCCUCCUACGCAUUUCUGUACUGGAUGAAAUAUGACCACUACCUUUUUAAAGCCAUGUCUAUCUUUAUUUCCCAAACACAGUUCAACACCAUUUGAAGCACACAGGCAUCUGAAGCAACACUCUGUACCUUUUUUAACACUUCGAAGCCAGUUCCACUGCAUUUUUUUCAUUGUUUCCCUCUAAUCAGGGACUGAUUUAGAUCUGGGACCCCAGGUGGGUGCAAUUAAUUAUCAGGAAGAACAGGAAACCAGCAGGCUCCAGACCUUGUAGGGUAAGAGUUUAAUACCCCUGUUCUAACACAAUACAUUCAUUUGACUUUUGUUGGACCUCACUUGCGGUCCACUUUUUCCAUGUGGUUUCUUCCUUCACAGACUCCAUGAAAUGAUCACCUCUUCCUAAAUAUUUGGUCAAAUUAUUCAUUUUAUGUAUGGGUGGCUCCCUUAUUUGAAUUUUGGAACUAGAUAUUCAUAUACUUUGAGGAUGUUACAGCAUGUCAUCACACCCACCAGUGCUGAGAGCCUGCUGUAACUGUUAUUACCAUCAUCUAUGCCUAAAUUGGUUUUGGGUGGUUUGAACAACCCAUUGAUAACCAGGUUCUUGUUGUAAAAUACAAUUUGUUUUCAAUGACAUGACCUGGAUUACUAGAGGUGAAAUAAACUAUGUAGGUCUGUACCUGUGGAUAGAAUACACAUUCAACACCCCUAUAAACACAGCGCCGCCGUGGCCUACAAACACAGGCACACACAACACCCCCCAUACACCUCUAUCUUGUCUCUCCUGUAACAUGAUACAUCCCAUUUCCUCCUGCUCUUUUACCAUCCCAACUAACCAUGCCAACGGACACCCUCGACUCCUGUCAGCUGUCCUCUGACCUCAAUUGAAUGUUUUAUUUCUAGCCAAAUCUUAAUGCUCAUAGUAUUUUUUUGUUGUUGCUAUUUAUGUAUUUAUUUCCAGAGACAUCCCCCCCCAUCAAUGAUCCACUGCAGAGUGCACUACAUAAAUGAUUUCAAACGUUGACAUUUAUUUGAGCAUUGUGGUGUGUAUAUAUAUAUAUAUAUAUUUUUUUUUUUAAGUAUUUUGUGUUUCAGAUUAGGAUUUUGUUUGUUUUUGUAUUGAUUGUCCACCCCCAGAAAUCUCUUUUGUAGGAACAGAGAAAUGGUCCUAAUAAAUUAAUCUCAUA